Messenger RNA from Hypoxylon fragiforme, 727 nucleotides. RefSeq lists its product as uncharacterized. Lineage: Eukaryota; Fungi; Ascomycota; Sordariomycetes; Xylariales; Hypoxylaceae. The record is from RefSeq and is a predicted model, not a curated record. The transcript has 2 exons. The coding region runs from base 352 to 705 and encodes 117 amino acids.
CAUACCGCCAAUGAUCUAAUCUAAGCCACUAUGUACAUACACUAGAAUUGUUCUUCCUUCGGUACGCCCAGGUAGUAGGUAGGGUACAUAUGUAGGUAAAAAGAAGGGUUACACCGGAAGACACUUUCCUGCCCCCCUCGUGAUGCGUUUUGGGUCAGCAAGGCUGACCCCUAGUAAAUAGGUAGGACCUUGAUUAAGUAUUUGUUCCCAUCCCUUACUUGACCCCGAGAACAACAUUGAACCUCGAAGAACAGCACAGCUUCGCAUAUACAUACCUACUUAACCCAUCAUAUACUACUAUACCUAUCAUCUACCACCUAUCCCCAAGCACCUUCCCCGGACAGCGUACAUAUGCGCUCUCCACCACCCCGCCAAAGCAUCGAGUACAACUCUGCCACAACCCGCAACAACCGCACCAGCAUCACCAUCACUUCUUCCUCCCCCUCCCCCUCCUCCUCCUCAACAACAACAACAAUCCGCGAAACCAAGAUGUGCUUCCGAGCCGAGCCCUCGCGGAAGCACUACUACCACGAGGAGUACAUCCCCGUGCGCCAGGUGCACCACCACCAGCACCGGUCGUCGACGCCGCGCGCCAGCUACCACUCGCACCACGUCCACGCGCACAGCCCCCGCGUCAGCACCACGAGCUACCGCCGCAGCACCCCCGUCGUGUAUGAGCGGACGAGCCAGACGCGGUACCACUAAAAGGGAUGAGGAAGGCUACUGC